Anolis sagrei ordinatus is the source of this 3455-nucleotide messenger RNA. It is a transcript of the gene STEAP1, whose product is annotated as STEAP family member 1. NCBI's taxonomy places the organism in Eukaryota, Metazoa, Chordata, Lepidosauria, Squamata, Anolidae. The record is from RefSeq and is a predicted model, not a curated record. Gene Ontology annotation, cellular component: plasma membrane; endosome.
GCGGGCCAGAAAGCGGCUCCACGCCGAGCCAGGCCGCCCUCCGGGGCUGAAAGGAGACGCCGGGCUCCAAGAAGCUCUUAAACCGGCUUGGAAGCAGGAUCACAGGCAGAGAAGGGGAGGAAAGUUCACGGCGGCGCGGAGAAGGCGAGAGAGAGAGAGAGAAGUCGCCCUUGGGAUUCCUUUCGGGAGGAUGAGCCUCGGAUAAAUCAUCUUUCUAUAAAAGGAAGAACAGAAAUUGAUCAGAAACAUGGAUGUGGAUGAAGAUCAGAAAAUGGAUCCAGAAAGGACUUGGGAAACUUUGAACAAUUCGGCCACCGAUCUAAAAGCAACUGGUUCAGCCACAGCAGACAAUUUUCCCCAUAUUUAUCAAAGAAUCUAUAUCGAUGAGUUUGACUCUCCUCCCAAUGCGCACUGUAAAUAUGACCUUUUCCCUCGAUGGCAUUUACCAGUGAAGAUCGUCCUGGUAUUAUCGUCGUUGACCUUUAUGUACACUUGUCUAAGGGACGUCAUCUAUCCUUUUGUGACUGCUCAAGAAAAUGUGUUUUAUAAAAUUCCAAUCCUGGUCAUCAACAAAGUCUUGCCCGUGGUUUCAAUCACCCUUUUGGCCUUGGUGUAUUUGCCGGGAAUAUUGGCCGCAGGUUUCCAGUUCUAUCAUGGGACCAAGUACAGACGUUUUCCGCAGUGGUUGGAUACAUGGAUGUUAUCCAGGAAACAGUUUGGGCUGCUCAGCUUCUUCUUUGCCUCAAUGCAUGCCUGCUACAGCUUGUGCUACCCAAUGAGGAGAUCUUACAGAUACAAACUCUUGAACUGGGCAUAUCAGCAGGUGAAGCAGAAAAAAGAAAAUGCCUGGGUUGAACAUGAUGUCUGGAGAAUGGAGAUUUAUGUGUCUCUGGGAAUUCUGGGACUUGCUCUCUUGGCUCUGCUGGCGGUAACGUCAAUCCCGUCUGUCAGCCAGUCACUGACCUGGAGGGAGUUUCAUUACAUUCAGAGCAAAAUGGGAUAUUUAGCUCUGCUGCUGUGCACUGCUCAUGCCCUGGUGUUUGCGUGGAACAAAUGGGUCGACCUAGGCCAAUUUGUAUGGUACACUCCCCCUACAUUCAUGAUAGCAGUCAUUCUUCCCAUUCUGGUUUUGUCUUGCAAAUGUAUCCUGCUUUUCCCGUGCCUCAGGAAAAGACUACAGAAGAUCAGAUCUGGCUUUGAUGCUAACACAGUGACAAGUAGGACGUCAAUAGCUUCCAGACUGUAGACUUAAGUCUGUAUAUACUUAGCAUCGAUAUGGCUUUUUUCCCUGGCCUUAAAAUGAAUAAUAGUUAUACCUGAGGCUACAGUUCUGUGCUUAUACAUGGAGUUCAAGUAUUGAACCCAACAAGGCUUUCUUCUGCGUAUACAAUCAUACUUAGGAUUAUAUUUCACAGAGGAAAAGUCAACCUGCUUUGGCCUUACUGGCGGACAAAGUAUGUUUGUCCACCAGUAAGCCUGAAAUUUGUCUCAUCUGUUUGAUUCCUGUUUUGUUCCGUCCAUUAGGAUAGCACAAAACGGAAAGGCCUCACCGGGAACGAAAAUGGACUCACAAUGAAAGGCAGGCAGGAGUGGGUACUGGCUCCAAGCCUGCUUUUCGGAUUGAUUGCCGUGCAUGCAGGCCCAAAGCUCCGGGGCCUGGCAGGGUAACGAGUACUCCUUACUCGGUGCUCAGCUGCAGGCCCUGCCAAGCCCAGGCAUGUAAGCCUAAAGCCUGCACCUGUAUGUCUGGGUGCUUUUGGCCUAUGGGUGCAGACUUUGGGCCAACAUGCCCAGGCCUGGCAGGGCCUGCAGCUGAGCACCGAGUAAUGCGUGCACUCCUUAUUGAGUAAGGAGUGCAAGUAAGGUACUUCGGGUCUACGGGUGCAGCCUUUGGGCCUACGCGCCCGGGCAUGCAGCCGAGCGAGGAGUGCUCCUUAUUCGGCACUCAGCUGCAGGCCCUGCCUGGUGUGUAGGCCCAAGCCUGCACCCUUAGGUCAAAAGCAACAGAGCCUACACGUGCAGGCUUUAGGCCUACAUCCUGGGCCUGGCAGGGCCUGCAGUCAAAUGCCAAGUAAGGCACUUUGGGUCUACAGGUGCAGCCUCUGAGCCUACGUGCCUGGGCCUGCAGCUGAGCGAGGAGUGCUCCUUACUCAGCGCUCAGCUGCAGGUCCCGCCAGGCCCAGUCAUGUAGGCCCAAAGCCUGCACCCAUAGGCCAAAAGCACCCAAAUCUACAGGUGCAGGCUUUAGGCCUACAUCCAGGGCCUGCAUCUAAAUGCCAAGUAAUGCACUUUGGGUCUACGGGUGUGUACGCACCCAGGCGUUCAGCCGAGCAUCAAGUGAGGAGUGCUCCAUACUCAGCGCUCAUCUGCAGGCCCUGCCAGGCCCGGGGACAUAGGCCAGGGCGUUUGGGGCCUACGGGUGAUGUCCAUCCGUCCACCCCCCCCCCCAAAUGGGUCAAAAGAAAACAGGUCUUUCAGCCCCGAAAACAAAAAAAACAAAUAUUUGACCUCCCAAUUUCAGGAGGCUCAGAUGAAAUGGAUCAGGUGCCCUGCAAAAGCCAAAACACAAAGCAGAUGAACUUAAGCCCCGAAUGCACAUCUCUAAUGUUUGUUUCAGUACAAACAUAAUGUGUGCAAAUGUUGAAAUGGUGAAUGUAUAAUGACGACCUUAAUGUUUCAUCAAUGUCCUAAAUGCGAUUUUCCAAUAAAAUUCCAGGCUCUUUUUUUCAAGCAGUCUAAAUUGUUAGGGAAAUAUCUGUUUUUAUAAUGGUGCAAUAUACAGACUGGUGCUAAUCCUAAAAUUUAAAUACUGAGCUGCCUUGACUAGAAAUGUCUGAAUUCAUCUGUUGGGUCAGAUGACCAAAAAGUCUCUUAUCUGAUUCCUGAUACCAUUUUUCAAAAUGCUUUUCUAAGUAUACGCCCUUUUUUGUGUGUCAGGAGCAACUUGAAAAACUGCAAUCCGCUUCUGGUGUGAGAGAAUUGGCCGUCUGCAUGGACAUUGCCCAGGGGACACACGGAUGUUUUACCAUCCUGUGGGAGACUUCUCUCAUGUCUCCGCAUGAGAAGCUGGAGCUGACAGAUGGGAGCUCACCCCGCUCCCUGGAUUCAAACUGCCGACCUUUCGGUCAGCAGUCCUGCCAGCACAAGGGUUGUGCCGCUGGGGACUCUAUGCCCAAAUGAAGAGAGAGACACACAUUAAAUCAGGAGAUUCUGGAUUUUAGGUUUGUUUGGGGUUUCCAAGUUUUAAAAAGGGGGCCUCCAGCUGAUCAUCAUUUGGAUUCUCUCGUUUUCUUGAUCUUGAGCCUCUGAUGGAGUUCUGCAUUUCUCAAAGUUACAAUGUAAACUGAAUUGUGUAAGGAAAAAUAUAAAUACAAGUACCUUUUUGUUAUAUUUGUAGAAACUUUAUUAACAUCUACUGUAUUUAAAAUAAUAAAGCAAUUUUUUUGCAUUUUUUU